Messenger RNA from Eufriesea mexicana, 7972 nucleotides. RefSeq names its product CCR4-NOT transcription complex subunit 1 (gene Not1). Bases 265 to 7464 code for a protein of 2399 amino acids. Lineage: Eukaryota; Metazoa; Arthropoda; Insecta; Hymenoptera; Apidae. Gene Ontology annotation, molecular function: molecular adaptor activity. The record is from RefSeq and is a predicted model, not a curated record. Gene Ontology annotation, biological process: nuclear-transcribed mRNA catabolic process, deadenylation-dependent decay; negative regulation of translation. Gene Ontology annotation, cellular component: CCR4-NOT core complex; P-body. The transcript has 14 exons.
AGAUGGAAAAAGAGACCAGUAGAGUGUGACUGGUUGUAUGGUGUGAUCUUGAAGUAGUGUUACGUUUUCAGUAUUAUCUUGUUGUGCUCGCCAUGACGUUGGUUUGAAAUUGUAUUUCAAAAUAUUAAUCCCGAUGUUGGUCGCAGGACUGUGCCAAUGUAGUUUUCAUGCUUUUAACGAGGAGAGAAUCCGGGGAGGCAAUUCGUGGAUACCGAAGAAAGCUUCAAACACGUUUGAAGCUUUCGAGGUCGUAUUCAUGGAACUAUGAACCUGGACUCAUUGUCUUUUACUUUGUCACAAAUCAGUUAUUUGGUUGCGAAUUUAAAUAAGAAAAAUUUUCGAGACAGCUGCCAAGAAAUAUCAAUUCUGGUGCAGUGGAAGGGUUUGGAGGCAGACAGACAUUUGCUGCGCUCUUUACUCUCGUGCAUCGACUUUUCAACUGGAGAGCCACCAGAAUCAAGUGCAAAAGAUUACUUUCAAGUGCAACUUCUAAAACAAGAGUGUACUAAUCUUCUUAGCAAACCUUCCUUUAUUUCUAAUUUGUGCUUUGCUAUAGAUCAUCCAUUUCAUCAACAAAAGACUUUGAAUCCAUCACCAAAGUUUUUUUUACGUUUAAAAAAAGUACUUGGCUUAACUCUAGUACAAGAAGUUGCAUUUGCAAUUGCAUUACUGCAUUCUGAGAAUACUGAAAUCCGUACAUUAGCUGUAGAACACGUAAAAAAACAGCUACCUGAAUUGAUAAAAAAUUAUAUUAAUUCUGAGACAAGCAAUAGACAUCACGAGGAAGGAUUGCACGAUUCAUUGCCUGAAGUUCUUCAUCUAAUAUUAUCUCAGGCUUUACAUUCAGCCAAUCAAUUUGGCCUUUCAUCUGAAGCAAAAGAAAAAUUUCUCAAGAAUUUAAGGCGCGAUUUUCCCCGUGAGCUGGUACCAGUGGUGCUAGCACCACUCUUGUACCCAGACAACGGGGAAACUCCGCAAGCCAAAAUCGAAUUAAACAUGGCUGUUAAUCAAAUGGAUGGAAAUUCUCUAGUAGAAUUGAUUAUGGAAUUAGGAUAUGGAUUCACUAGUAGUGUUGAAGAAUGUCGAUCAACCUUAGCUGGUUUAGGAGCUCGAGAAAUAUCUCCAGCAUGUGCUGCAAGAGUUUUAGCUCACAUGGCACGUAGCUGUAAUGGUCUUGAUGAUGCUGGGGGAUUGCAAUCGUUUUGGAGUAAUUCAGGAGCUGCACAAGAUACAAAUAAGGAAAAAGCAAGUGAUAGUACUGCUCCUACUACAUGGAAUGUUGAAGUUUUUGUUCAAGCUUUAAAAGAAAUUCAAUCAACAUUAUCUUGGAAUGAAGUAAUCGUUAAGUUGGAUCAUGCAGAAUUUGUUAUUAAAGAUAGACAAGGGUUGAAUUUGUUAAUCACAGGUUUAAGGUUGGGAUUAGGUUAUCCUUUAGAUAUGUUUCCUGUGGAACUUUUUUAUCGUUAUUGGGAUAAUGUAGAAGGACAGUUUUCUCUAGUGCAGCAAAUUUUAAAGUGCCCUGAUAUAUUUUGCUUUGCUGAUUAUCCAUAUCAUUCAGUAACUGUUGAUGUAUUGAAAGCAGCACCAGAAAGUGAUAGUAAGGAAGCACAAACUUGGAGAUCCUUAAAUGUAGUUGAACUACUCUUGCAUAUGGCAGAAAGAGGACUAUAUGGACCAGUUCAAGAAAUAUUUAAAUGGCCCAUUCAACACUGCCCUGAUGUCCUUGUAUUAGCAUUACUACAAAUUAAUGCUCCUAUUAGUAGACUCAGACAAGAAUUACUUAGUACAUUAAUGCCUAUUUUUCUCGGAAAUCAUCCAAAUUCGGCUGUUAUUCUGCAUCAUGCUUGGCAUGGAAAUACAGUUAAAAUAAAAUCUAUUAUUAUGCAUGCUAUGGCCGAAUGGUACAUACGUGGAGAUCAUGAUCAAACAAGACUAUCUCGUAUUCUUGAUGUUGCUCAGGACCUCAAAGCAUUAACUCAUUUAUUAACUGCUCAAUCAUAUCCAUUUGUUAUUGACCUAGCCUGUUUGGCUUCAAGAAGAGAAUAUUUAAAAUUAGAAAAAUGGUUGACAGAUAAAAUCAGAGAACAAGGAGAAGUUUUUGUUACUGCUUGUGUAAAGUUUUUACAAAGACGUUGCCCUCAAGUAAUGGGACCUGGUAUAAAAGAAGAUCUUACAGUACCAAAAGCAAGUCAACUUCCACAAGAGACGCUAACAACAAUGCUUGCUUGCUUGCAAGUGUGUGCUGGUAGUGUAUCUCAAGAAUAUUCUGAAGCAAUAAUGACAAUGGUACAAAAUUGUAGUUUAAUGUUGAGUAAAAGUACAAUGAGUAGACCUCCACCGCCAGGAGUUUUACGACAUCGUGCAUUAGAAUCUUUUAAUCCAGCAACUUUAGGAGGACAGUUAUUUUCUUCAAAACAAGUGGACCCACUUGGGAAUUUAAGUUCAAGUCUUGCAUCUAUGGGUUUGGGUUCCAGCCUUGGUCCACCCAGUAGUUCUGCGUUUAAUUUACCAGGUGCUCUUGGACCGUUAGUAUCAGCACCUGGCUCUCCUUCUCGCCUUAUGGGACCUUCUCCAAGUCCAUUUCCGAUGUUGCCAUUAUCUUCACAAUUACAUUCAGGACCAGUUGGUACACAAGGACCAUCUGUUUUACCUGGUAGUACAACGAUUGGAGGACUGGGACGACUUGGGCCACCAACAGGCAUUGAAAAAGCAAGAAUACCCGAAACAUCAAACUUAUUUCCUGAUAUGGCACAAAAUGUUUCCAAAGAAAUUGAAGAUGAAGCAAAUAGUUACUUUCAACGGAUAUACAAUCAUCCGCCACAUCCUACGUUAUCAAUUGAUGAAGUUCUUGAUAUGCUAAAAAAGUUUCAAGACUCUGGUAGUAAGAGAGAGAGAGAAGUAUUCAACUGUAUGUUGCGAAAUUUAUUCGAGGAAUACCGAUUUUUUCCACAAUACCCAGAUAAAGAGUUGCAAAUUACGGCACAACUAUUCGGAGGAAUUAUCGAAAAAGGACUGAUUAAUAGCUGUAUGACACUUGGAUUAGCUCUAAGAUUUGUACUGGAUGCACUUAGGAAAUCAGGAGGCAGCAAGAUGUAUUACUUUGGCAUAACAGCUCUGGAUCGUUUCAAGAGUCGUUUAAAAGACUACCAAACAUACUGUGAGCAUGUCAGAGCAAUUCAACAUUUCAGUGAGUUCCCACCGCAUUUAAUUGAGUAUAUAGAAUAUGGAUUACAGGGGCAGGAGCCUCCCACAAGACCUCAAGGUCCAGUCCUCCCAAAAACUUUAGCAGCUAUGCUGGCACCGGUUACUACACCAUAUAAAACUAUUACAACAACAACAAUAACGACAAGUACUACUCAAGCGAAAUCAUCCACAACACCAACCACCUCUCUCUCGGCCAGACCUUCCAUUGCUAAUGCAACAAAUAUUGAUACAUUAUUAGUAGCAACAGAUAAAGAAGAAAAAAUUACAACACCACCAGAAGCUUUACAAGAUAAAACAGCAUUCAUAUUCAAUAAUCUUAGUCAACUCAAUUUACAACAAAAAUGUGAUGAAAUUCGAGAAAUUGUCACGGAAGAGUAUUGGCCUUGGAUGGCUCAGUAUUUAGUAAUGAAACGUGCAAGCAUAGAAUUGAAUUUUCAUGCCUUAUAUUCAAAUUUUCUGGACUGCUUAAAAUUGCCAGAAGUGUAUAAAAUGGUUACUAGAGAAACGUUUAGAAACAUAAAGGUUUUAUUACGAAGCGACAAAGGGAUAGCAAAUUUUUCUGAUCGCUCGCUUCUAAAAAAUCUAGGUCAUUGGUUAGGAAUGUUAACACUUGGCAGAAAUAAACCUAUUUUACAUAUAGAUAUAGACCUAAAAAGUUUACUUGUUGAAGCAUACCACAAAGGCCAGCAAGAACUUCUUUAUGUUGUUCCCUUUGUGGCCAAAGUGCUUGAAAGUUGUGCAAAAAGUCGUGUUUUUCGUCCUCCUAAUCCUUGGACAAUGGCCAUUAUGAAUGUAUUAGCAGAAUUACAUCAGGAACCUGAUUUAAAACUUAAUUUAAAAUUUGAAAUCGAAGUAUUAUGCAAAAAUUUAAGUAUCGAUGUUGGUGAAUUGAAGCCUGCACUUUAUUUAAAAGAUCCAGAAAAAUUACGAAACUUGGAAUAUCAGUUAUCACAUCCUAAUAAAAAAUCUGAAUCAAAUAACAACCAGCAACAAACUCAAGGCCCUAUUGAAGAAUUAGUUGGACCUACAACAACUGGAACUAUUGUUCCACAAACGGCUCCUGCAAAUACAACACCCUCUUUACCUACUGGUCCACCAGAACCACGUUUUAAUUAUAUGGAUAUAUCUGUAACAGGCAUUGCUAAUAUUUCUCAACAUAUCACCAUUAAUAAUAAUUUACCAUUAUUUCAAACACAUCCACAUUUAAAACAAUUUGUUCGUCCAGCUGUUGAGAGAGCAAUUCAAGAAUGGAUUCAUCCUGUAGUCGAUCGAUCGAUCAAAAUAGCUCUAACUACUAGUGAACAAAUUGUGAGAAAAGACUUUGCAUUAGAUCCAGAAGAAGUACGAAUGAGAACAGCAGCAAGACAUAUGGUUCGCAAUUUAACUGCUGGAAUGGCUAUGAUUACUUGCCGUGAUCAAGUUUUAGCAUCGAUUAGUACAAAUUUAAAACAAUCUUUUUUAACUGCAAUACUGAGUAUGACUCCACAACAAAAAGAACUCGCAGAACAAGCAGCUAAUGUAGUAGCUGCUGAUAAUAUGGAACUUGCUUGUGCAUUUGUACAAAAGACAGCUAUUGAAAAAGCAAUUCCAGAAAUGGAUAAACGUUUAUUAAAUGAAAUCGAAUUGCGAAAAAUUGCACGACAGGAGGGAAGAAGAUAUUGUGAUCCAUUAGCAAAAUAUCAAGCAGAGAGAAUGCCUGAACAAAUAAGAUUAAAAGUUGGUGGAGUGACUCCCCAACAAAUGGCUGUUUAUGAAGAAUUUGCAAGAAAUAUUCCAGGAUUUUUGCCACUCUCUGAGCGAGACACACAAAGUCUAUUAAUGCCAAAACCUGUUACAGAACCUGCUAUAACUGCAUUUGCUGCUAACCCAGCAGUUGCAGUAGCAACAGCACAACAGGUAGCCGCAUAUGCAGCAGCAGUAAGUAAUGACGAAGUUGGAGCUAUGUUGGAAAAGCUUGCAACUGAAGUUGAAGUGUUACUUGCUGCAAUGGGUCCAGCUGCACCUCCUCCACAACAUGCUGCCCUCCAUAGUCUUUUGGAAUCCAUUAUUCUAACACGAAGAUCAAGAGAUGCAGGUGCUGCUAUGACAUUACUUAAAAAGGCUGUAGAAGGAUUAUUAGAUGGUCCUACCAUUUCCAGCGGUGUAAUAGAUUCAGAAAUUAUAUUACGGUAUAGAGAACUUCAUUUACGCAUUUUAAAAUGUCUUCAAGAUCCACGUGCUUAUGGAAUGCAAUGGACAAAUAAACAUGUUACACGAUGUUUAACGGAAUGCAGAGAAGAGUUUCGGUAUAAUUUUGAAGCUGUCGAUUAUCUCAUCAGAUCUCAUUUAAUUAGUCUUCCACAGUAUGAUUUAGCUUUGGCUCAAGCUAUAGAUUCUGGCAACGCCAUGGCAACAGCGUUUGCCAUGCAAUUGGUGCAACUUUAUUUAAUUGAUGAAAGACAAACAACACAUGUUACCGAAUCUGACCUGUUUCACACAAUUGAAAUACUUGCUAGAAUGGCACAUCAUAGAGCACCACCUGAAGGGAUUUUACUCUUUAGACUGACAAGUCUAAUAGAAUCAUUGCGUGCUAAUCAUGAUCCUGGAGUAUUAGCAGAUAGAGCUCCUGCUGGUCCUACAGCGCAUAUUCAUUCUGGAAUUCUACAGGUGAGAGCUCGUGACUUUGACGAUCCACCCGGAUUGAUGGAAAAAACAGAGUAUUUGUUACGUGAAUGGGUUUCAAUGCAUCAUAGUCCAACACAUGCUCGUGAUCCUACAAAAGCUUUUGGAAUGUUUGUUCAUCAAAUGAACAUUCAUGGAAUUCUCAAAACCGACGAUCUCAUAACAAGAUUCUUUAAAUUAAGCACUCAAAUGUGUGUUGAUCUGUGUUAUCGUGCUUUAGCUGAGACAAAUGCUGCACCAUCUGUUGUUCGUGCGAAAUGCUUCCAUUCUUUGGAUGCUUUCGUUCGUUUAGUCGCGCUUUUGGUAAAACAUUCUGGUGAUAGUACAAAUACUCAUACGAAAAUUAAUUUACUGAACAAGGUUUUGGGAAUUGUUGCUGGCGUAUUACUGCAGGACCAUGAAAUACGAGGAACCGAUUUUCAACAAUUACCCUAUCAUAGAAUUUUCAUUAUGCUUUUCCUCGAACUUUGUGCUCCUGAGCCUGUGUUGGAAGCAGUAAAUUAUCAAGUAUUAACUGCUUUCUGCCAUACGCUACAUAUACUUAGACCAGCCAAAGCUUCAGGAUUUUGUUAUGCUUGGCUAGAGUUAGUGUCACAUAGAGUUUUUAUUGGGCGUAUGCUUGCGAUUACACCGCAACAAAAAUGUUGGGGCAUGUAUGCGCAACUUUUAAUUGAUCUGUUCAAGUAUCUUGCACCAUAUCUUCGAAAUGCUGAACUUGCAAAGCCUGUUACUUUGUUAUACAAAGGAACUCUUAGAGUACUAUUAGUCUUAUUACAUGAUUUUCCUGAAUUUCUUUGUGAUUAUCACUACGGAUUCUGCGAUGUAAUUCCACCCAAUUGCAUACAAAUGAAAAAUCUUAUUUUAAGUGCAUAUCCAAGAAAUAUGCGGUUACCUGAUCCAUUUACACCGAAUUUAAAAGUUGAUAUGCUACAAGAGAUAGCUCAUGCGCCACGAGUAUUGACCAAUUUUGCGUCUAUGAUACAACCAUUAAGUUUCAAAAAAGAACUUGAUUCAUAUUUAAAAGCGCGUGCACCAGUUACUUUUCUUUCUGAAUUACGUAGUAAUUUACAAGUAUCUCAAGAAGCUGGUGUUCGCUACAAUAUUCAGUUGAUGAAUGCUCUAGUACUUUAUGUUGGAACACAAGCAAUAGCUUUUAUUCGUAGUAAAGGACAUACUCCUAACAUGUCUACUAUCGCACAUUCUGCACACAUGGAUAUAUUCCAAAACUUGGCAGUUGAUCUCGAUACAGAAGGUCGUUAUUUGUUUGUAAAUGCAAUUGCAAAUCAAUUGCGAUAUCCUAAUAGUCAUACGCAUUACUUCAGUUGUACACUUUUGUACUUGUUUGCUGAAGCUAAUACAGAAGCGAUACAAGAACAAAUUACGAGAGUUCUUCUUGAAAGACUUAUUGUAAAUAGACCUCAUCCAUGGGGUCUUCUAAUUACUUUUGUUGAACUUAUUAAAAAUCCAACGUAUAAAUUCUGGACGCAUGAAUUUGUUCACUGUGCACCUGAAAUUGAAAAAUUAUUCGAGUCGAUAGCUCGAUCGUGUAUGGUUCAAAAACAAGUACAGCCUACUCCUGAACCGGAGAUCCCAGAGUGAUAGGACACUUUAUUUUUCAUUGUCGAUUUGUGUACAGUAAAAAAAGAAGAACAUAAAUAUUAAGAGUCGCGUGUAAAAAGUUGUUAAUGUACGAAUAGAUGUACUAUACUUUGGGCUUAACUUUUGGUGGAUAGAUAUUAAAUAACCGUAUAUUAAGUGUAUCAAUUGAGCUAGAAUAAGCGAGACUACUAUUAUGUUAAUAUUUUAAUAAAAAUAUUGUUGCAUCGAUCAGAAAGCAACGAACAUUCAACCUUACAAAACGUGUCUUUCGAACAGUGUACUUGAAACAGUGUGUUACCAUGACAUUGUAAUAUUAUAGCACAAAUGUCAGUAUAAUGCGUAUCAUAAUGAAGAAGAGGAAGUCAAGACAACAAGGGUGUUCAAGAAGUAAUAGUGAAUUUUUGUAGGUUAAAUUGAAUAUAAAUGUAUUAUGAGUAAGUGGUACAUUGAGUCAGUACCAAAAUUAAUAUGUUGUGCUAUGUAAGUCAUUUAGGGAGUACUUGCAGAA